Lycium barbarum (goji berry) is the source of this 2600-nucleotide messenger RNA. Its product is annotated as CBS domain-containing protein CBSX5-like. The transcript has a single exon. Bases 1824 to 2252 code for a protein of 142 amino acids. Lineage: Eukaryota; Viridiplantae; Streptophyta; Magnoliopsida; Solanales; Solanaceae. The record is from RefSeq and is a predicted model, not a curated record.
UCUGAGGAAACAUAACUUUAAUGAAAAGGGACAAAAUCUAUGCGGUGACCUCUAAAAGGGACAUUUGCGUAAAUUAGUAGCCUCUCAUAGCAAAAUAUUUUUUUAUUUUAUGAAAUAUUUGUUAGAUGCUUUUGAUUCUAAAAUGUGAUGAAUCUUGUUGUUGUUGUUGUUGUUGAACUGAAUAUUUAUAUUUUGUUGAAAUCUUUUGAAGUUUCGAAGAGUUGAUGUCCAAACUCACAUCAAAAUUAAAUUUUGGAUGGAGGGAGUAAUUGAUUUGUUGAAGAAUUCAUCUUUGAUCUUUCUUCCACCUUGUUGAAUUGUCCCAUGUCUUGUACUUUCAUUUGUCUCUGUUUACUUAUGCUAAAUGGCAUUUAAUUUUUUUUUUCCUCUUCUGAGAACUGCUUUUUCUUAGCUCAUUGUUUCUUGUUUUUUAUUUUUAGUUUUAUAACUUAUGAAGAAUAUGCAGACUUCAUCCUCUAUUUUGAAUUUUUUUUGUCGGAGAGAAAUACAAUUGCUAACGAAUUUGCUGAAAACGAACAAUUUUUAGCUCACAGAUCCCAGUUUUUUCAUCAAGUGGAAAACUUUCAGUCGGUGUAUCAACGUGAUAUUUUCUUGUCUUUUUCCUUAAAAUAUCAUCAACAAGUUUAUUUCAUGCAGCAUCAAGUGGUUGUAAUUUGUUUGAUGUCUCCUAGACGUAGUUUAGGUGUAUACAUCCUUUGGCACAUUGGGAGGCAAAACAAACUUUUGAGGCUCGUCUUUGUAGCUUAUUUAUUUUUCUUCUUUAAAAUGGUAGUGUCCAGGUCAGUUUGUGUGAAUCUUGACUAUUCUGAAGUAUCAGAUGACUCUGGUCACCGGGGUUUAGGCGGAUGGGAAAUAUCACCUAGCCUUUUUGUUUCAGCUGUGAUUUGAGCCUUGGUAUCUCAUGGUGUGUAUCCACUUCAUUGACUGAUAUGCCGCACCCUCGGGUGCCUCUAGCCUCGUACUUAAUUUGAUUAAUACAUUGAGGGACUUAUUAUCCAUUAGACAGUACCAACUAAUUGGAAAUAAGGUUUAGUCCAAUUAAAUACAUGUAGGUCAAUGUAGGAAUUAGAGUGAGCUGUAAAGAAUGUACCUAUGUUGGAUGGGUUUGGGCCAGAAAAUGGUUGGCUAAUUGUUAUGUUUUUACUCUAGGUUUGUCUCGUCUUGUUUUUUGUGAGUGUUUGUAUUUGAUUUUGGAGAAUUGAUUAGAAGAUUAUCGUGAUAGAAUUUGUUUAUGUUCUGAUCAUUCUUUUGCUUUCGUAAACAAAAGAAAAGAAAAGAAAGCACUUGCAAAAAGAUAACAACUGUACAAGGAAAUAGUACAACAUGUUUUGAAAAACAAAUACACCCCUCUGCUUAGUUUUUUUUAUUUAAAACGUGGUGUCCACCAACGCUCUGACAGAUAGGAAGAAAUCAUUAGUGUUUUUGCCUCCCCCAGGAUAUGACCCUUGGGUGCCUCUGCGUAGUUUUGAGGAACCCUUAAUUUGCCUUAAAGAUGUGUUAUUUAAUAUUGAACAGAAUGGGUGUGAGUAGAGUGUUACUGAUAUCGGGUGUUCAAAUAGAUGAUCUAUAACUGAUCCAACAAUUAAGGUUGUAGUAGAGUGGUAGUCCUCUGAAAUUACUUUUUUGGUUUUUUCAGCUUGCUGGAAGCAAUAGAUUACAUGCUUGAAGGUACCUAGAAUGCAGUUAUUCCAAGGAAAUCAUCCUCUCCGAAAUCCACACACCAUAAUGGAGUAGAAUACUGUUGGCUAACACAGGAAGACGUUGUCCGCUUCCUUCUCAACUCCAUUGGAGUCUUCUCCCCUAUGACGACCUUUUCAAUUGAAUCCCUCAACAUCAUAGAUCACAACAUCAUGACUGUUCGUUACCACGACCCUGCAAUCUCCGCUUUGGAUUCUAUCGCUCUAGCAAAUAUUAAACAAACUGCGGUUGCAGUUGUUGAUAAUGACAAUAAGCUAAUCGGGGAAAUCUCAGCUUCUACCCUUGCCUACUGUGAUGAGGAUGUUGCAGCAGCCAUCACGACCCUUUCAGCAGGUGAUCUUAUGGCAUACAUAGACUAUGGUGGUCCUCCAGAGGACUUGGUUGAAUUGGUGAAAACGAGGUUGCAAGAGAAAAAACUUGGCCUAAUGAUGGAACUGAUGGAUGAAGAAUUUUCAUUUUCUGUGUCGUCUGCAUCAUCUUCAGCUUUUAGUUGUUCUUCCGAUGAUGAGUCGGGGUCAAGCAGAAAUGGUUAGGGACGAUAUUCUUCAGCUAGAAGGUCAGAGGCGAUCACUUGUUAUCCCGGGAGUUCAUUGGUGGCUAUGCUGAUUCAAGCACUUGCACAUCGUGCGAGUUCUAUUUGGGUCAUCGAUGAAGAUCACAACUUGGUUGGAGUUGUUACAUUUAAAGGAAUUUUGAAAGUUUUUAGGAGUAUCGCCGAUGCAAGGCGUAAACCUGAUAUGGAGAAUUUAUCAACUCAAUAAUAAGCUUCAGCUUGUAUUAUCCAUUCAUAUAAGUAGAUUAUAUUGCAGACUAUAUGUUAUGAAUUUUACAUGCUUGAACAAAAGACCUUUUUAAUGGUGAUUGAUAAACCUUGUGUUUGG